This is a messenger RNA of Notothenia coriiceps (black rockcod), 1048 nucleotides long. Its product is annotated as F-box only protein 41-like. The transcript is spliced from 2 exons. NCBI's taxonomy places the organism in Eukaryota, Metazoa, Chordata, Actinopteri, Perciformes, Nototheniidae. The record is from RefSeq and is a predicted model, not a curated record. The coding region runs from base 252 to 1034 and encodes 260 amino acids.
UCCGGCAGGCGGACCCUGACGGAUGAAUUGAGGACACCAGUUGAAUGUUGCCACUAUGUGUGGUCAUGUGUCUAAGCCACGCUCCUUCUUAGCACAUGGGAUCUCUCUUCCUGCUACCCACUUGCCGUUGUCCCCCUGUUGCCCUGUUUUCAGCAUGAGAGGAUCUGUCAAACGCUUGACCUCUUUGCCCUCAUACUGGCGCUGCGGCUGUGCGGCGUGAGCCCCCCCCCCUCCGGCAGUAUCUGCACGGCAUGGCCUCUCUGGACCUGCCAUACCGCUGUCCUCGCUGCGGGGAGCACAAGCGCUUCCGAAGCCUGUCGUCCUUACGUGCCCACCUGGAAUACAACCACACAUACGAGACCCUCUACGUCCUCUCCAAGUCCAACAGUGUUUGUGACGCUGCUGCUUUGCUGCCUCUAGUGGCCCAGGGAGCUCUCCUCGCUCCUGUGAACAGCAACGACCCCUUCGAGCCGCUGCGACCCUCGGCUCUAAAGGAGCGCCGCUUCCCUUGUCGGGAGCUUCCUUGUGCGGACGACUUGUGUUUGACCCCGGCUAACUCCAACACUGCAGCCCGGUAUAUACCCAAUGUGGAGUUUCCCCUGGGGGAGAUUUUUAUGAAGAAAGCCAUGACAUCUGCAGACCCUGGUCCCCAUGGAAACCCCAACACAGCUGUAGCGGUGGCAGCUAACGUAGCAGCUAGUGCGGUGGAGGCAGCGUAUGAGGAGGGCUUAGCCAGGCUAAAAGCCCGGGCGUUUGAGCGGCUGGAGCUGGAUGAAAGGCUGGAGAAGCUUUCUGAAGAGGUGGAGCAGAAAAUAGCGGUCCGCGUUGGUCGUCUUCAGUCAGAGCUGGAGAGGAAAAGCUCUGAGCUGGAGCGGGCCAAACUGGAGAGCGACCAUCUGAGCCAGGAGAAGCAGGACCUGGAGGACAAGGCCUCCGAACUCUCCCGGCAGGUGGACGUCUCUGUGGAAAUGCUGGCUAACCUCAAACAGGACCUGGUGAACAAGGAGCAGGAACUCAAUCACAAACAGCAGUAAGUGAUUCAUCUGUU